Messenger RNA from Neoarius graeffei (lesser salmon catfish), 3522 nucleotides. RefSeq names its product cofactor required for Sp1 transcriptional activation, subunit 7 (gene crsp7). The coding region runs from base 247 to 1998 and encodes 583 amino acids. The record is from RefSeq and is a predicted model, not a curated record. Gene Ontology annotation, molecular function: transcription coregulator activity. Gene Ontology annotation, cellular component: core mediator complex; mediator complex; nucleus. Gene Ontology annotation, biological process: regulation of transcription by RNA polymerase II; positive regulation of gene expression. Lineage: Eukaryota; Metazoa; Chordata; Actinopteri; Siluriformes; Ariidae. The transcript is spliced from 3 exons.
GUUUUGAUCCAAUUCACUUCAUGAAAUCGGGGAGGCACUCACCGCUAUGAAGCGAAAAGAAACGACAACUGGCCAAUCUUCGUUAUUCGGCUGAAAUGGUUGAGGAGUUCUUAAGCUAACAGUCAUAUAAGAAACAUGCGGGUAGGAUACGUCAAGAAUAUUCAGAAAGAGCUGUAGUUUCUGCAGUGUACGAACCCUUAAACUCGGAGGAUUUUCCCCCGUCGGCCGCUUCGCACCGACCAGGCAAUGACAACGGCCUCCGCAACCCCGCAGCAGAUGAGAGAGCGGCUGCUGCAGGCCAUCGACAGCCAGAGCAAUAUCUGUAACAUGGUUGCAGUCCUUGAUGUUAUCACCAAUUUGGAGAAAUAUCCAAUCACUAAAGAAGCACUUGAGGAAACUCGCUUGGGAAAGCUCAUCAAUGACGUCAGGAAGAAGACGAAAGACGAAGACCUUGCUAAACGUGCCAAGAAACUCCUUCGAAAUUGGCAGAAACUGAUUGAGCCCAGCCAAAAUGAUGCUUCUUCUCGAGGGGUGCAAGGCGCCCCAGGCUCAGCCAAUGGCAGUUCUCAUCCAUGCCGAACAGACACGCCUCCAGCUGUUCCCCCGCCCAGCAAAAAAUCUCCAGAACUUAAAAACCGAAAUGACGUUCACAACACUUACUCAGCUACAGCAGAAAAGUCUAGAAACCGAAAACACAGGGGGGACCAAAGGGAUAGUCCACAUCUGCCCCCUAAAAUGCACAAAACAUUCACAUAUGGGAACACAUUUUCUUCCACCCCUCCAUCAAAUGGAUUUAGUGGCAGCCCUGAGCCUUUCCUUGAAAAACCAGAUGAUGCACCUUCUUCUGAUAGAAACUGCCCAGAGCAUCUUGACAAUGACAAACAAAACAAAAUCCCUGUUAAUGCUGUUAAGCCUCAUCCGAGUUCUCCAGGGCUUACCAGACUCCCCAGCACUUCAUCCUUACUCAAAACAUCAGUGUUACAGCAGCAAUCAAGAACAGAAGGAGAUGGCAGUGACAAACAUUCAAUCAGUAGCCCUCAAUUCUCAUUAAGUCCACAUAGUGUAGCUCGUGAGACAGUGGCUAAGAGGUCUUCAGCUUAUGCAUCAAAAGGGACUCUGUUGAGCCCGUCUCAUAAUUCAGCCCAAGUGCCCUCUCUCUUGCCUUUAACCUCCCCAAAUCAAAUGUCUCAUGCUGAUGGUCGUCUAACUCUAGACCUAGAGGACUCGGUUCCCUUCAACAGAUCAAUUGAGAGAACCUCUGAAUCCCUUCAUAACAGUGCAGCACAGGAGCCUUCGGAACUGUCCAGGCACAAUUUCUCACCUGAGGUUCCUAAAGCUGGGUCAGAAAGUGCAACGUUGAACAAAAAAAGAAAGCAGUACAGGUCCAGGAACUACACGGUAAAUCUUCAAGGCCAGUGCUCAGAGGACAGGACAAAACCUGUGCGCUUAAAAGAGCGCAGAUUGACUUUUGACCCAGUGACGGGACAAAUAAAACCCCUCACUCCAAAGGAAUCUCACCAGGAGGAGGAAUGCCAGGGACCACCAGUUUUCGAGCCUGCAGUUAUUGAGAGCCCUCAACAGAGGCCACCUACGACUGCUCAAAAUCCUUUCCAGCAAACGAACUGGAAAGAGCUGUCUCGGAACGAGAUCAUUCAGUCCUACCUUAGUCUUCAGAGCAACGUUCUGACUUCCUCUGGAGCGCAGACCCAUGGUGCACACUUUUUCAUGACGGAGUAUUUGAAACAAGAGGAAAACGCUGUUAGAGAAUCGAGGAAAACUCAUGUUUUAGUCCCGAGCGGCUCACCCGCUGAACUACCGGGCUUGAGUCGAGAGGUAACGCAUGAGGACCUUCACAGAAUAGACAAAGAGCACUGGCCAGGAGUUAAUGGCUGUUAUGACACCAAGGGAAACUGGUAUGAUUGGACAGACUGUAUAUCUUUGGAUUCUCAUGGUGAUGAGACCAAAUUGAAUAUUCUGCCAUAUGUUUGCCUAGACUGAGAACGACUCUGAUGGCUUUUGGUUUUCAUCGCCCCUACUGUGAGUUUAAAAAUAAAAAUAAAUUAAAAAAAAGUAAAGACUUCUUUAUAUUCAGUACUGAAGUUUUCUGAUAUGUGGAGUGAAAAAGGGGGGUGCUUCGGUUUUCUUAAACAAAAGGUAAUUAAAUAGAUGUCCUGUUUGUAAUGUGCUGCUACCAACAAAAAUUUGCAAACUAAAUUUGUAAAUGAUAGCUCAGAAUAACUGGGCCGGUUAUUGCACAGUGUGUAUAGGAGUCAGAGCACUAAGCAGUGCAGGUUGGAAAGCAAGUCAGAAACUUGUUUGGCAGUUACAAAAAAAGCUUUAUGUGACAAAGAAUAAAUUAUACUUUUUUUAUCAUGUAUGCAUCUAUUUAUUUGACUUGAUUUUUCCUAUCAGAAGGUUUAUCUGCCAAGAUGUGCGAAUAUCUUUAAGGCUUUUCAUUUUUCAUGACUUUUUUUUUUUUUUUGGGUCCGUCCCUCCCUGCUUUGUGAUGGACAUGUGGUGUGUACAUUAUUAUUAUUAUUUUUUUUUUUGUCGUCUCAUGCUAAAUAGUGCAGCCAACAACAUUCCAUGUUGCAUUGUUCAGUUUAUCCUGUGUAUGUGAUUUCCAUGAGAGAGAGAAGCUAAUCUAUUUUUAGACAUCUUGGAUAAGAAAUAAUGGAAGUAUAAUAAAUAUAUUUGCUUAGAUAAUUAUACAAAUAUCAAAGACAUGAUGUUUAUUUCACUUCAUGCCACAGUUGGAGAGGCAGCAGUGUGUGCGCCUCUCCUUUUUAUUUAAAGAAAAUGUUAAAAUGCUGGAACUGUACUCAUUACCAUUCCUUUAGAUGUUUGCCUUACUGGACACACACACUUUAAUUUCAAGAGCCUUUGGGAAUAUAGUUUAUUUUUAUUUUUUAUUUUUUUUUUGUAUGAUCGUUUCCAGCCCCAUAAUCUAACUAGCGCACGCGCAAACACAGACAGUAAUGUGCAUUAUCUGCAUGUCUGUACAUAGUUAUUUCAGUCCAUGUAAAAUGUCUGUCUGUGAGAUCACAUUGCAAAGUAUAAGGCGAUUCUUUGUUCUGAAGAUCAUUCAUGUUCGUCAACCUGUCAGUUAAUUUAAGAUGUAAUUAUCAUGCGCUCAGCAUUUUACAUGAUGUUUUUUUUUUUUUCUUCCCCUUCCCUUUAAAUUAAAUCUGGUUUGUUUCAUUUUCAUAACAUUUUGUUAAGGCAGUGAAAGUGAUUUUGCUGCUGACUUGCAAACACUGUGUGCUCUGCUACUUUCGUACCAAUGUGCCUUUUUAAUGUAAAGAAAAGAAAUUGGAAUGGCUUCAGCUAGCUUAACUUGAAAAGUACAACCUAUUUCUUAAAACCAUGUCCGAUAUUGCAGGGAUACACAUUGUUUUUGAAGCAAUGAGCUCAACCCUUGUUAAGGGUGUCAUGAAUCUGCAAUAAAUCCAGAUGGCAAACUAUUCUGAUCAGUUAGUUGAUCAAUACUUUUUUUUUUUUCCCCUCCCCCCCAGUGUUCAA